This is a messenger RNA of Staurois parvus, 609 nucleotides long. The record is from the annotation of a GenBank genome assembly. NCBI's taxonomy places the organism in Eukaryota, Metazoa, Chordata, Amphibia, Anura, Ranidae.
GGGCACCGAGUCGUCUGGCAAGACUGCGGGCUCCGAGUCAACAGGCACGACAGUGGGCACCGGGUCAUCAGGUAUCGGAUUGUCUGGCUCGACAGCGGGCAUCGGGUCACCAGGUAUGACAGCGGGCACUGGGUCACCAGGCAUCAGGUCAUUUGGCUUGCCAGCGGGCACCGCGUCAUCUGGCAAGGCAGUGGGCACCGGGUCACCAGGUACCGGAUCAUCUGGAUCAACAGCGGGCAUCGAGUCAACUGGCCUAAUAGGAUCGUCGGGCUGGAUCAGUUCAUCAUGCUGAGUAGCGGCAUCAGGCUGAAUGCAGGCUUCAGGCUGAGUAGAGGCUUCAGGCUGAGGAGAGGCUUCAGGCUGAGGAGAGGCAUCAGGCUGAGGAGAGGCAUCAGGCUGAGGAGAGGCAUCAGGCUGAGGAGAGGCAUCAGGCUGAGAGAGGCAUCAGGCUGAGGAGAGGCAUUCAGGCUGAGGAGAGGCUUCAGGCUGAGGAGAGGCUUCAGGCUGAGGAGAGGCUUCAGGCUGAGGAGAGGCAUCAGGCUGAGGAGAGGCAUCAGGCUGAGGAGAGGCAUCAGGCUGAGGAGGCAUCAGGCUGAAGAGAGGCAUCCG